Molecule: messenger RNA, 826 nt
Organism: Sinocyclocheilus anshuiensis
Lineage: Eukaryota; Metazoa; Chordata; Actinopteri; Cypriniformes; Cyprinidae
Product: phospholipid phosphatase 4-like
Exons: 8
Coding region: 1-798 (265 amino acids)
Biological process (GO): phospholipid dephosphorylation; phospholipid metabolic process
Cellular component (GO): membrane
Molecular function (GO): phosphatidate phosphatase activity
Source: RefSeq, a predicted model, not a curated record
AUGAUGAAGGUUUUGCUCACUUCUGGGUUCACAGAGUUCCUGGAGCCUUUUGAAAGAGUUAUCCAACCUGAGGAACUAUGGCUCUACAAGAACCCUCUGGUGGAAUCAGACCACAUCCCAAAGAGAGUCAUGUUUGCAAUUUCAUUCCUCACCCCGCUGGCUGUGAUAUUUGUGGUGAAGAUUAUACAGAGGACAGACAAGACCGAAAUUAAAGAGGCUUGUUUAGCGGUAUCACUCACACUAGCUUUGAAUGGUGUCUUCACAAAUACCAUCAAGUUGAUAGUUGGCAGGCCAAGGCCAGACUACUUCCACCGCUGUUUCCCUGAUGGACAGAUGAAUGCAAAGAUGCUGUGUACUGGAGAGUCAGACCUGGUGUCUGAGGGCCGGAAAAGUUUUCCCAGCAGCCAUUCCUCCUUUGCUUUCUCUGGUCUGGGCUUUACUUCAUUCUACUUGGCAGGCAAGUUGCAGUGCUUCACAGCUGCCGGACGCGGGCGCAGCUGGCGUCUCUGUGCCAUGAUCCUGCCCCUCUACAGUGCAAUGAUGAUUGCCCUGUCCCGCACCUGCGACUACAAACAUCACUGGCAAGAUGCUUUUGUUGGGGGAUUGAUCGGCCUCUUCUUUGCCUACAUCUGUUAUCGGCAGCACUACCCACCCAUCCUGGAUGUAGACUGCCACCUGCCAUAUGCUAGUCUGGCUGCAGCAACUGCCCACAACAUGCCAACCUCCCAGGAUCAACCUCUGCCCAUGGAUAAUGCCACCAGCCUGCCUCUGGAGGGCAUGACUGAGGGACCAGUAUGACUAAUAGAGACCCCCCAAGGCUCACACC